GCAGCAUAAUGUUCGUGCAGUUUUGAACUACAAGAGGGCGCUGCACACCCACAACGGGACCUCCGCGUUGCUUUCCCGACAGCCUCGCAUCAGUAUCCGGGAGACUAAUGCCUCGGAGCAACCAAAGUAAAACCUCCGCGGAUUGGCUUUAGCCUCGGCGCGGCCAUCUUACAUGUGCUCCGUAAUGGCAUUUUUGGCUUUAUCCCUGUGAGCCCGUCUCUAAUUCAUCGACUGAGCCGCGGCUUCCAGGCUUCGGGGGCGAUUGGAUCACAGUCCCUGCCGAAAGAGCCCCGAAUUGCGACUUGUCGUGCCCCAAAAUCAAGAUCCUGCCGACUGUCCAAUCAGAAGGCAAAUAACUAAUAUGCAAAUAUUAUGUGUCAUCAUCACGCUAGCGGCGGUGGAACCGCUGAGGUAGCCAGCACUGGUGGAACCAAAAAAACUUCGCAAAUAGCUGUUCUUUGGAAAUUAUUCCUUUUUAAUCUCUGCUUGGGGGGGAAGCCCGUUUUCACAGGGUCAUGAUGAGAUACUGCAUGCCAUUGCUUUGAUUGUCUGUAUGAAUGGAGCUGUCCUGGAUUUGCUGGUGAUUCGGUCUUGAGAAACGUGUUGCUUGUAACCUCGGGAGAAGCUGUGCUGAGCCCUGAAGCGGCAGGAUUACUGAUCCCAUGAUGGACUUUUUCGAUGAUGCUAAUCUCUUCGGAGGGGGAUUGGAUGGGCUGACGGACGACAGCUUUGCACAGACUGACCCGGUCUCUCUGGUGGAUGAGCUGGGCCUGGGUGCCGAGUUUGAGCCUCUGCAGGUGGAGCCUCUUGGCCAGGUGAAGCAGCCGGGGAACUCCCCCUCCCAGCCUGGCCUCUGCUUUGAGCAGCAGAUGAGUCAGUUUGAGCCCUUGAAGGGUCACCACCACCACCACCACCACCGGCAGCAAGGGGGACAGCCCUUCUCCAUCCCCAACGAAAGCAACAACAAUGUGCUGCCCCGGCACUCCCAGUACACUGCUUCCCCGGUGCACCAGCCAAGCCAGUCGAACGGGUUGUUCCCAGAUGUGGCGGACGGAAGCCCGAUGUGGGGGAACCAGAACGGAGCUCAGUUUCACCAGCACCACGGGAACCUCCAGUCUUUGCAACCACAGCAACAGCAGCAGCAACACAGCAAAAGCUUUGCAGCACAUCAUGACUUUUCCUUAUUUCAGACCCUCCCCCGACAGCAGCAGCAGCACCGCCCUCCUCACACGCUACAGCGGCAACAACAACAACCGCCGCUCAACAAAAACGUCGGCCCGUUUAACCCUGGUGGCCAGGAGGCUGUGAACCAGUCUAACUCCUUUCUGGAAGUUCACAGCUCCUCACCCGUGGCCAACGUCCACCAGCCAGAUAGGCUGUCGAGCCACCCAGCUCCGUGUCAGGCCAGCCCGGCAGUUUCUGCGCACCACUUCUCCAACCCUGCGGCGAGUGUGUCCCUGUCUUUCCCGGGACAGUCAUCACCCUCCACCUUGAACUUGCCUGCUUGCUCAGUGAAUGCCAGCUCUCUGUUCCCACCUUCUCAGUAUUCCUUUUCUGGCACCUCAAACGGAGGCACGCUGCUGUCUUCCACCCCCGGCAGUGGUCACUCCCUUGGUGUGUCCGACUUCCCUGGAGGGAACGGAGCCUUUCCACUGAUGGCAGGGACCAACGGGGGAGCGUCGCUGCAGCCGAGUCGGUACCCGCAGGCUAUAAACCCCAGCUGCGAGAAUGCUUUCCAAACUAUGCAUUCGGGGCUGGGAAGCUUCAAUGGAUCUCCGAUGUCUACGGAAGACAUGAGCUGCUACCCGGCUGUGGUCAGUAGGUCCUCCGACACUCUGGGGCACGCUAUCCCCCCUGCGGAGAACCCUCUAGCCAGCAGCAACGGCUUUCCCAUGCUGGAGGAGCACUUGCUUCAGCAGGUGCAGAGUCACAGCGAGGCCUUUCCAGAGCUGGACACGGUCGGCCUCUUGGAGGAAGACCUGCUGCCCCAGUUCGAGGCCACCUUCGGCCCGCAGGAUCCCGGUUGCACGCAGGAUCCCGGUUGCACGCAGGACGAUUCGGGUUCCAGCGACUCCUGGCCAGAGGAGGGUAGCUCGCCAGGGGACUUUCAGGAACAGCCCCCUUCCUCUAAGAACACUAAUGGUUCAGGCUCCCAGUCCAAGCUGCACAGCCCCCAGGUGAGGAGCAGCCCGGUGUACUCUGAGAGGAGGCUGAAGAAGGCAGCGGCGGCGGCAGCUGUGAUGAUGGAGGUUCUCGUGGAGGACAAGCAGGAGAAGGCCAACCGCAUCAUCUCAGAGGCCAUCGCCAAGGCGAAGGAGCGCGGGGAGAAGAACAUCCCACGCGUCAUGAGCCCCGAGAGCUUCCCCAGCUCCUCCAGCGAGGCCCGGCAGGAGCGCAAGGCGGCACGCCGGCUCAAAUCCAAACCUAAACCCAAGGACAAGCUCUCCAAGAAGGCCAAGAGUGGCCCGUCCUCCAAAUCCAAGCAGAAGACCAAAAUCGGCUCCCCCUACUCAAAGAGGGACAGCAGCAGCAGCAACAGCAGCAAGCUCCCCCACUGCCGCAGCCUGUCGGUGAGCGGUGCCGGUACGAUGACCCCCAAGCCAACAGUACUGAGACCCGUGAACUCAACGAGCUCCCUGCACAAAAAAAUUGUUAUCAAAUUUGGUAAGAAGAAGAGGAAGAGCGAGUCCUCGGAUGAAGAGUCCGACAGCGAGCCGACGCCACGGCGCUCCUCGAAGGACGAUGACUCGAAGAGAAGAUCUAAUCGGCAAGUGAAAAGAAAAAAAUACGUAGAAGAGGGAGAGUGCAAGAUAUCAGACGAAGAGAAGAAAGUGACGGUGAAAGUGAAGAGGGCCGGCACUGCACCCCGCAAGGAGCACGCUCUGCAACUGUUCGUGGAGAACCCGAGUGAAGAAGAUGCAGCGGUCGUUGAUAAAAUCAUGUCUUCGAGGAGAGUGAAAAAAGAGGUCACACCAGGAGUGAUGGCUGAAGUUGAAGAGUUUUAUGUAAAAUACAAAAACUACUCCUAUUUGCAUUGUGAAUGGGCCACAGAACAACAGCUCUUAAAGGACAAGAGGAUUCAUCUGAAGAUUAAACGAUUCAAGAUUAAACAAGCACAAAGGGCCCACUUCUUUGCUGAUAUGGAGGAGGAUCCGUUCAACCCAGACUAUGUCGAGGUAGAUAGAGUGCUAGACGUCUCCUACUGUGAGGACAAGGACACGGGUGAGCCUUUGAUUUAUUACCUGGUGAAGUGGAGCUCGCUGCCUUAUGAAGACAGCACUUGGGAGCUGAAGGAAGACGUUGACCAGUCUAAAAUCGAGGAGUUUGAACUACUGCAGGCAGCCAGAGCAGACCCUCGAAGGAGGGAGCGACCUCCAGCCAACAUGUGGAAGAAAAAAGAGGAAUCCAGGGAGUAUCAAAAUGGAAACCAGCUCAGGGACUACCAGCUUGAAGGAGUGAACUGGCUUCUCUUCAACUGGUACAAUAGACGGAACUGUAUUCUUGCUGACGAAAUGGGCCUCGGCAAGACCAUCCAGUCCAUCACAUUCCUUGAAGAAAUCUACCUGACGGGAAUCCGGGGGCCCUUCCUGAUCAUCGCCCCCCUCUCCACCAUCGCAAACUGGGAGCGGGAGUUCAGGACCUGGACCCACCUCAACGUUAUCGUCUACCACGGCAGCAUGAUCAGCCGGCAGAUGCUGCAGCAGUACGAGAUGUACUGCAGGGAUUCCCAGGGCCGCGUGGUUCGUGGAGCGUACAAGUUCCAGGCCAUCAUCACCACGUUCGAGAUGAUCCUCGGAGGCUCCCCGGAGCUGAACGCCAUCGAGUGGCGCUGUGUGAUCAUCGACGAGGCUCACAGGCUGAAGAACAAGAACUGCAAAUUACUGGAGGGGUUCAAGCUCAUGAAUCUGGAGCACAAGGUGCUGCUUACAGGAACCCCGCUGCAGAACACAGUGGAGGAGCUUUUCAGCUUGCUGCACUUCCUCGAGCCAUCCCACUUCCCCUCCGAAUCCACCUUCAUGCAGGAAUUCGGAGACCUCAAGACCGAGGAACAGGUCCAGAAGCUCCAGGCCAUCCUGAAGCCCAUGAUGCUGCGGCGACUGAAGGAGGAUGUGGAAAAGAAGCUGGCUCCCAAGCAGGAGACCAUCAUCGAGGUGGAGCUCACCAACAUCCAGAAGAAGUACUACCGAGCCAUCCUGGAGAAGAACUUCUCAUUCUUGUCGAAAGGCGUGGGCCAGGCCAACGUCCCAAACCUGGUGAACACCAUGAUGGAGCUCAGGAAGUGCUGCAACCACCCCUACCUCAUCAAAGGGGCGGAGGAGAAAAUCCUGGAAGAUUUCCGCGAGACGUACAGCCCGGCUUCCCUGAACUUCCACCUGCAGGCGAUGAUCCAGUCCGCAGGGAAGCUGGUCCUCAUCGACAAGCUGCUUCCCAAGAUGAAGGCUGGGGGUCACAAGGUGCUCAUCUUCUCCCAGAUGGUGCGCUGCCUGGACAUCCUGGAGGACUACCUCAUCCAGAGGAGGUACCUGUACGAGCGGAUCGACGGCAGAGUGCGGGGGAACCUGAGGCAGGCAGCUAUCGAUCGCUUCAGCAAGCCCGACUCGGACCGCUUUGUGUUCCUGCUAUGCACCAGGGCUGGCGGGCUGGGGAUCAACCUGACUGCAGCCGAUACCUGCAUCAUCUUCGACUCGGACUGGAACCCCCAGAACGACCUGCAGGCUCAAGCGCGCUGCCACAGGAUUGGUCAGGACAAGGCGGUGAAGGUGUACAGGCUGAUCACCCGCAACUCCUACGAGAGGGAGAUGUUCGACAGAGCCAGCCUGAAGCUGGGCUUGGACAAGGCUGUGUUGCAGAGCAUGAGUGGGAGAGACAACAGCACUGGGGGGCAAAUGCAGCAGCUCUCCAAGAAGGAGAUUGAGAACUUGCUGCGGAGAGGGGCCUACGGGGCCAUCAUGGACGAGGAGGACGAAGGGUCCAAAUUCUGCGAGGAAGACAUCGACCAGAUCCUGCAGCGGCGAACCAAAACCAUCACCAUAGAGUCGGAGGGGAGGGGCUCCACUUUUGCAAAAGCCAGUUUCGUGGCAUCAGGGAACAGGACAGAUAUCUCUCUGGAUGAUCCAAACUUCUGGGACAAGUGGGCUAAGAAAGCAGAGAUUGAUAUGGAUGCCCUCAAUGACAGAAACAGCCUGGUGAUCGACACCCCGAGAGUGAGGAAGCAGACCCGGCCCUUCAGCGCCACGAAGGAGGAACUGGCAGAGUUAUCGGAGGGGGAGAGCGAGGGUGACGACAAGCCCAAACUGCGCCGGCCGCACGACCGCCUCAGCGGCUACGGCAGGACCGAGUGCUUCCGGGUCGAGAAGAACCUGCUGGUUUAUGGGUGGGGCCGCUGGAGAGACAUCCUGCAGCACAGCCGCUUCAAGAGGCAGCUGAAUGAGCACGACGUGGAAGUCAUCUGCCGGGCGCUGCUCUCCUACUGCCUGGUGCACUACCGAGGCGACGACAAGAUCAAGAGCUUCAUGUGGGACCUGAUCGCUCCCAGCGAGGACGGCCAGACCAAGGAGCUUCAGAACCACCUCGGGCUCUCCGCUCCAGUGCCCAGGGGCCGCAAAGGGAAGAAGAUGAAGACUCAGCCCAGCACUUUUGACAUCCAGAAAGCAGAGUGGCUGCACAAACACAACCCAGAACACCUGCUGCAGGACGAGGGCUAUAAGAAGCACAUCAAACACCACUGCAACAAGGUGCUGCUUCGAGUGAGGAUGCUGUAUUACCUGAAGCAGGAGGUAAUAGGAGACCAUUUCCAGAAGGUGAUUGACGGGGCUGAUUCCAGCGAGAUUGACAUGUGGGUUCCAGAACCGGACCACUCUGAACUUCCUGCUAACUGGUGGGAUGCAGACGCCGACAAGAAUCUCCUGCUUGGCGUCUUUAAGCAUGGUUAUGAAAAGUAUAGCACCAUAAGAGGAGAUCCAGCCCUGAGCUUUUUGGAGCGAGUGGGCAAGCCUGACGAGAAGGCAAUCGCCGCGGAGCAGAGGGCAAACGACUACAUGGAUGGAGAUGGUGACGACCCUGAAUACAAACCGGCUCCAGCGCUGCUUAAGGACGAGAUGGAGGACGACGUCUCGUCCCCUGGAGAGCUGAUCAUUGCAGACGGUAAUGGAGAUGGGCAGAUGAUGAUGAUGAUGGAAGGCGACACAAUAUAUUGGCCCCCUCCCUCUGCCUUAACCACUCGCCUGCGUCGACUCAUUACAGCCUACCAGCGCAACACCAAGAACAGGCAGGUCCGGCAGAUCCGGCAGAUCCGGCAGAUCCAGCAGGUGUACCCAGUGCAGCCCAGCGCCCUGCCGCCUGCACACCAGGAGCUCAUCAACCGCAAGAUAGCAGCAAAGAUAGAGCGGCAGCAAAGAUGGACCAGACGAGAAGAGGCAGAUUUCUACAGAGUGGUGUCCACGUUCGGAGUGGUGUUCGACCCAGAGCAGGGCCGGUUCGACUGGACCAAGUUCCGCGCCAUGGCCAGGCUGCACAAGAAGACGGACGAGAGCUUGCAGAAGUACCUGUGUGCUUUCUCAGCCAUGUGCCGAAGGGUCUGCCGUCUGCCUCCCAAGGAAGGAGAAUCUGCGGACCCGUCCAUCUCUAUCCAGGCGAUCACGGAAGAGCGAGCCUCGCGCACGCUGUACCGCAUCGAGCUCCUACGCAAGGUCAGGGAGCAGGUGCUGCGGCACCCCCAGCUCUACGAGCGGCUGCAGCUGUGCCACCCCAGCCAGGACCUGCCGGUGUGGUGGGAAACGGGCACGCACGACCGGGACCUUCUGAUCGGCGCAGCCAAGCAUGGAGUCAGCCGCACGGACUACCACAUCCUCCGAGACCCCGAGCUGAGCUUCAUGACGGCCCAGAGAAACUACAGCCAGAACAAAGGGGUGCAGUCCAGGACCCCCACUCCCCUCCUGCAGCAACAGCAGCAGCAUCAGAUGGGCCUGGCUGGGUCUCCCCUCACCCCGCAGCCCAGGUUACAGGACCCCAAGACAGGUCAGCCGGAGGACUCCCAACCAAAAGCGGAAAGGACUGACCAGCUCAAAGAGGAACCACACACGUCCGAGGAGGAAGGGUUUGGGUCAGCAGGGGAAUCCAAGGUCAAACUGGAGCCUUGGAGCCCGCAGGGAGGCGCCUGUGUGUCCCUGGGUGCACUGGACAGCAAGGCAGAGGGAGAGAGACGCAUGGUGGCAGCCAGGACUGAACCCCUAACUCCCAGCUCCGUGGUGAAGAAGCAGAAGCGCAGCAGCAAGAGGGGGCGAGGCGGAGGCGGGGUCGGGGAAGGGGAAGGGGGUGGGGGGUCAGACUCGGACUCUGACGGCUCGUCCUCCUCCUCGCGCUCCUCCUCUUCAUCUUCAUCAUCCUCAUGCUCUCGGUCUGGCUCCAGCUCCUCCUCCUCCUCUUCCUCCUCCUCCUCCUGCUCGUCAGGAUCCUCCUCUUCGUCAUCCUCCUCCUCUUCUUCCUCAGAAGACAGCGACAGCGACUCUGAGGACAGGAAGGAGAAUGUCGAAGUCACCCCUGUAGUGAAAGGUUUCGAUGAAGACAGCGUGGCGUCGCUCAGCACUACCCACGACGAGACUCAGGACAGCUUCCUCACUGACAACGGGCCACCCAGCUCUGCCCACGUCUUUCAGGGCGGGUACAUGCUCGCUGCCUCCUACUGGCCUAAGGAUCGGGGGAUGAUCAAUCGUCUGGACAGUAUUUGCCAGGCAGUGCUGAAAGGGAAAUGGCCCACAGUCAGGAAGAGCUACGAUGGCACUGCCGUGGCUUCCUUUUACACCACCAAGCUCCUGGACAGCCCAGGCGCAGACACAGGGCUCCAGGGGCACCCGGCUCCCCGGGACGAGCCGGCUCUGUCGUCUCCGAUGUCAAAGGUGAAGAAGCAUGUUCGAGAAAAGGAGUUUACAGUGAAAAUCAAUGACCAGGAAGGUGGCUUGAAGCUGACUUUCCAGAAGCAGGCCCCCCCCCAGAAGAGGCCUUUGGACAGCGAGGAGGGCCCUCUGGGGCAGCAGCAGUACUUGGCUCGCCUGCGGGAGCUGCAGAGCGCCUCAGACACCAGCCUGGCCGACUUUUCCAAGUCUCUGCCCGCUCCAGCAGCAGCAGCAGCAACAGCAGCCUCUAGCCAGUUGAGACCAAAUGGAGUGCUGGAUGGCCAGCCUGCCGUGAAGAAGAGGAGAGGCAGACGGAAGAACGUAGAGGGCAUGGACCUGCUCUUCAUGACUAAGAACAAGCCAGCUCCCAACCAUCUCAGCCCAGGUGGUGGCAGUGGCCCUAAGGACAGCUCCUGUGUGAACCCAGCACAGGUGCUCAGCCAGCCUCCAGGAGCGCUGGACACGGAGAGCAGAGUCCCGGUGAUUAACCUGAAGGACGGGACGCGGCUCGCUGGGCAUGAUGCACCGAAAAAGAAGGAUCUGGAGAAGUGGCUGAAGGACCACCCAGGAUAUGUAGCAGAUGUGGGAGCAUUCAUUCCUGGUAAAAUGACAUUUCAAGAUGGCAGACCCAAACAGAAGAGGCAUCGGUGUAGAAAUCCCAACAAGAUUGAUGUGAACAGCCUGACUGGAGAGGAAAGGGUGCAGGUCAUCAACCGGCGGAAUGCGAGAAAGGUGGGAGGAGCAUUUGCUCCUCCACUGAAGGACCUGUGCAGAUUCCUGCAAGAGAACCGGGAGUAUGGAGUACCGCCUGAAUGGGCAGAGGUAGUGAAGCAUUCGGGCUUCCUUCCAGAAAGCAUGUUCGACCGCAUUCUCACGGGACCGGUGGUUCGCCAGGAGGUGAGCAGACGAGGCCGGCGACCGAAGAGCGAGGUUUCCAAGGCGGUCGCUGGGAGCAGCGGCCCUGCGAUGGCUGUCAACCCUCUGCUGACCAACGGCCUGCUCUCAGAGAUGGACCUGUCCAGCCUGCAGGCCCUGCAGCAGAACCUCCAGAACCUCCAGUCCUUGCAGCUGACUGCCGGUCUGAUGGGCCUGCCAGCCGGAGACGCCAACAACCUGGCCUCCAUGUUUCCCAUGAUGCUCUCUGGCAUGGCAGGGCUGCCCAACCUGCUGGGCAUGAGCGGCCUGCUGGGCACAUGCCCUGAAGGGCCUGGCUCUGAGGACAGGAAGGGAAGCAGCGCUGACCCCUCUGCAGCGGAAGCCAAGGGUGACAGGACAGAAGGUCCCCUGGCUGGCUCGGGAGAAGCCUCCAUGACCAGCUCUCCUUCGACCUCCACUGCUGCACCACCAAGUGCUUCUGCUGUAGCCUCAGCAGCUGCAGCCUCAAACCACCCGCUGGCUCUUAACCCCUUGUUACUAUCCAGUAUGCUUUAUCCAGGGAUGCUACUCACACCAGGCCUUAAUCUUCCUAUUCCACCAUUGUCUCAGUCUAAUCUUUUCGACAUGCAGCAGAGUACAAACAGUGACUCAAGCGCCGCGAAGGCCUCAGAAGGAGCGGUGCAGGAAACCCCGGGCGAACCUCAGGAAGAGGGGAGCGGAGAGAGCGAGCGGGGGCCUGUCGGUGUGGACCCCCAGAGGGACAACAGCACAGAAGAGGGCUCUGAGAAAGGGGCUUCUUCUUCAUCGUCAGAGUCUGGAAGUUCAUCAUCUUCAUCGGAUGAUUCGGACUCGAGUGACGAAGACUGAGCCGAUGUGUGUGUGUGUGUGUGUGUGUGUGUGUGUGUGUGUGUAUAUAUACUGUACUUUAAAUUGUGAUUUUUUUUCUUUGUACAUAGCAACAAAAAAGUGUUUAAAAAAAAAAAAAAGAAAAGAAAGAGAAAACCCUAUCUAGGGGUAUCUGAAAUGAAAUUUCAGUAAUUGUUCAUAAGUACAAUAUUGUUUUGAAAUACAGUUUGCAUGUAAAACUUUAUUAGAUUUCUGAAUUUGUGAACUUCUUAUUACAGAAAGGUGUACAAUUGCAACAAAAGAAGAAAAAAAAGAAAGGCAUUAUAAUUUUAAUUUUUGUUGGGGUUUAAUUUUAUUAAAGAGUACGCUCGGGAUGAGCUGCACAUUUAAUAUAUUUGGAGUGAAAAAACAACAACUUUAUACAUAUUUUGAUUUAUUUUGUAAAUAGUUUUACAGCCUCCUUGACACUUCUAAUUUACAGAUCAAACUUUGGAAAAUGCUGCAAUAACUCGGGCAGCUAUUGAGUGUCACAGAAACUGUAGAAUCUCUGUGCUCCUCGCUGUCAUUUCUUCAGAUCCUCAAUGAUGGCUAGCAUUUCUGAUCGGAGGUCUUUGCUCUGGGACUCGCCCCGGUUCUGUUAGUGGCUUGGUUCUCUUUGUAUCGCAGGAUUUUCACAUUGACUGCAAUCUCCAGUCCGGUCCUGGACUGGGCAGUACAGACCGUGAGUCAGCAUUAUCCCCUCCCCCCCCCCAAAAAAUGUUGUUACAUAAACAGUAAAUUUACUGAACUGAAUCCAGUAUAUUUUACUGGAUCAGAAAAGUUGUGCACAUUUUAUUUUUUCUUAAGAAAUUGAAUCUGAAUUGCACUUUUAACCUCUACCCUUGAUUAAACAGUCCCUAGUGUUUAUCUCCAUGCCCGCAUUGUAAAUUUUAUAUUAGAGAGCUAACUGCUCUAUAGAGUUCCUGGUCAGAUCUGAAAUCAAGCCCCAUGUGAACUGGAGCAAUCCCCAAAUCCCCUGCUCCGACCGGGAAGGCGGCUCAGGGUGCUGUCUAGUGUUGUAGUGCACUGCUGACGAUAUUUCAAAUUCAGGUACAAUAAAAAAAACAUGUUUCCCAGUUAGCCAAUUUAAACUGGCUUUGUUACCUCAGCUGAGCUACAUUAUAAAGUGUACAGCAGUUUCAUUAAUUGUUUGCAACUGAAAGGUUUAAAACCCCACAGUAAUCCUGUGCAGUGCCGUGCUCAUCUAGCAGAUUGCUAUUUGCUUGCCAUGUUUUUCAUUGUAAGUUGUUUGUUCUAUGGUGGGCCUCCUCCUCCCUUCUAAAUUACCCAAGAAGGAGCAAAGGCCUGCAAGCUAUCAUGUUGAUAUCUGCUUGGCUGCAGUUAGUUCUAUUCCAUAAUGGUCUCGCGAUCUAGGCUGGACACUGAAAAGUAGAGAAGAUGAGUCUAUGGCUUCACUGAUAUCCGUGCUAUAAGCUGUGCCGAAUGCGGAAAUGAAUUAUGUUGCGUAAUUAAGUAUGCCAUCAUUAAACUGAUCCCUGGGCUUGCUAGGCUGCAGUGGCAUUAAUAUGAGAAACAAAAUGCGUUGUUACAGCAAAUGCAGACCACAAGGUGUUUUUCAUUGUUUUUGUACACAGAUUCAGCUAAAGUUAACAAAGUUAAGACAAAUGCAGCGCAGAGCAAAAGCAGGUACAGUGACUGUGCCGAUAGCUUAGAGAUUUAAAAGAUGAUGAUGAUGAACUGGUACAUUUAGAAUUGAGAAGCUAUCUGGGAGAUUAGCGAUGUUAUUGUUUGCUUUAAUAUUACAUCAAGAAAAGAACUGACCCAAGUUAAAGCAUGGAUCGCAUUCAAAAGGCAGUAUAUUGUGUAUCCUGUGUUCUGUGUGUGCCUCUGAGGUUGUGGAGAGUGCACAGUAUAUGUGGAGGAAACCUACACUAUUACCUUGCUAAAUAUAACACAGGCCCUCCUUCAUUAUAAAAUGGUAUUAUGUGAUCUUCAGUGUCCAUAAAACGGCAAUUGCAUUCAGAGUUCCUCUCCUAGUGACUGUGGAAAGUCUGCACUAUUUCAGUUUGGCAUAACAACACUAAAGCAACCAAAAUGUAUUGAUCGGGCGUCUAAAAUGUGUGUAGCGAUUCUCUUCUGAAUAUCAAGGUAAUUCAUCCACAACUUCAGUAUCAAUCAGAUAUUGUAAGGUAAAACUGUCCAGAAACUAGGAUGUAAGUAGGCAAGCAAAGGCGCUGCUGAAUGCACACACUGAAACCUUGUUCCGCUUCACACGGCUUCUGGAUAGUUUUGCCCUUUUAGUGUAAUGAUGACAAGUUUAAGUGUGCCGUUCAGUGGUGCUGAGUGGAGGAGGCGGUCUCAUUGUUGUCAGCAGCCUCUCCCCUCGACUGUGCGUGUACUGAUAGGUUGAAUUUGCAGUCUGUGCAAAGCUUGUCUGGUGCAGUUUUAGAUGGAGGAUUGGAGGAAAUACAGCGGAGGUAAAAAUAAGGCUUUGAAUUGGAAGCAGUGUGAGCCGUUCCAGGCAGCCUUGCGAGCUCAGUUACACGCGCACUAGACUUCACCCCUGGAGUGUGACUAAUACGUUCAGCUCAUAGCAGAACUAGGAAUGGUCUUGAACUGCUACGCAAUGGGAGUCAUCCACAGAAAAGAGCAAUUACAAAGAACGAGUGAACAAAGUGCGGAACUGAACAAGUGGCAGCAAUUAAGCAAGAGGAAAAGGCUGUUUUUAAAGAGGGGAGUCUGAUAGCGGAAACAGAAGCCCAGUCUAGACACCCACAGAACUGGCCAUGUGCAGCGUUGUGCUACCUUGUCCUGGGGGGGGGGCUGUGUUACAGUGACCUUCUUAAGGCGCUUUAUCAAAGGAAUGAAUCUUAAUAAAGUUGUGUAUCAUAUUAAAAAGAUGCGAUUCUUGCACAAUUUGAGAGUCCACAGAAUAUAAAUGAUUGAUCUGAUAUUAUGAGUGUGAGCAGCCUGUAAUCUUACACUUUGUUCUGCUUUGUUCACUACCACAAAGAGGUCAUAUUCAAGACAGAGGCUUAAUGUUUUUUUUUUAAUCCAUUAUAAUAACAUAAAACGUUUGUCUAAAUUACUUUAAAUGACUACUUAUUGAGUAAGGUAUUUGUCUAUAUGAAUUAAUUUUCUGCAGGAAAACCCGUUGUAAAAGUAUAGCUACUGCGACAUGCUCGCGUCCACUCGUGGGGAGGACAAAAGAAAAAAGCGAGAUAAAUUGGUAUUUUGUAUUCCUGUCUUUUUUUUUUUUCUUUUUUUUUAUCGUCUAAAAUGCCGUGGGCACUGUACGAAAGCAGCCUGGCUUUUCCUAAUCUGGACCUUGGUGAGUUUGACACCUGCAAGAAAAAAAAAGAAAAAUCUCAAAAACUGUCCCUUAACCCUAUGAUGAUGUCCCUGUAUGGCUAAAAUCUUAUUUAUUUGUAAAUUAUGCAAUCAAAUGAGGAUAUUAUAUUCUGAAUAUGAAAAUAACUUUUUUUUUAUUAUUAUUAUUUUUUUUUAGUGUGCUCGGACUACAGCAACAAACUACAAGUGCUGCACUGUUUAAUAUCAAGACUUAAAAAGUCCCCAAUAAUGGAGAUCUAUCAAUUAAAACACACGGAAUUGAAAGUGUAUCAGCCAACCAAUAUGCAAAUAGUCUUCUGUGUGCAGGUGUCGCAGCAAAACGGAAAAUUUACACUAAUAAACGACAAAGUUAAAUCAUUUAAAUGGAAAUAAUUUAUGUAAAGUAGUUGCUGGAGAAAAUGAGCUGUUCUUGCCUUGUAUUUGUAUCCUUUGUUCCAAGCUUGAUGAUACCUUGAAAAGUCACUCAGAAGUCCAGUUUUCCUGUAGUCAAAAUAAUGCUUUCUGUAGUUGAGGAAAAGCUUCUUACAAAAAAAAGGCAUUUGUAAUUUAUUGAAUUACUUUCUAUGAAGUUCUAUAGAGCAAAUGGAAGUUUAAUUAUUUUUAUUAAACAUAUUCUUUUGACUAUC
Acipenser ruthenus (sterlet) is the source of this 13591-nucleotide messenger RNA. RefSeq names its product chromodomain-helicase-DNA-binding protein 9. NCBI's taxonomy places the organism in Eukaryota, Metazoa, Chordata, Actinopteri, Acipenseriformes, Acipenseridae. Bases 663 to 9635 code for a protein of 2990 amino acids. The transcript is spliced from 40 exons. The record is from RefSeq and is a predicted model, not a curated record. Gene Ontology annotation, molecular function: ATP binding; ATP-dependent chromatin remodeler activity; protein binding.